Molecule: messenger RNA, 780 nt
Organism: Dentiscutata erythropus
Lineage: Eukaryota; Fungi; Glomeromycota; Glomeromycetes; Diversisporales; Gigasporaceae
Source: the annotation of a GenBank genome assembly
AUGAAAUUUAUUACCUUCCUGUUUGCCGCAGGAUUCUUAAUCUCUGUAAUUCAAGCAAGCAUAGAGACAACAAAACCUUUUCAAAGUAUCACUUGGGAGGGAGGUAAAAGUGAAAUAAUCCAAUGGAGAGAAAAUAAAGAAGUGCCUUUGCUGAAGAAUUUAAAGAAUGUAACCAUUCACUUAAUGGCUGGUGGAGAAAAUAAUCAAGUGGAAGUUAUAAUUAUUGCCCAAAAUGUCAAAGGAACAGCACUCGUACAUACAUUUAAUGUACCAACGAAUCUAGGACCCUCUGGAUCUUUUUACUUUCUUAAAUAUACAAGUCCAUUAAAUGCUACAUAUGCUGAUUUCUCGGGUUUUGUCACGAUCAAUGGAAUUAACGGUACUAUUAAAGGCUUCGAUCCACAAAAUCCACAAGCAACAGGUUCACCGACCACAACAGAUUCCACAGCAGUUCCAACACAAACACCUGAUAACGCAAAUAAUGGUGCAAUAAAUAAUGCAACGGAUGGUACAGUAAAUAAUGCACCAAGUAGUUCGAAUAGUGGUGCACCAAGUAGUUCUAAAAGCUCUUCUGCAAGUUCUUUUAAUUCACCCACUCCAAUAAGCAAAUCUGAAACUAGCAAUAGUAAAUUUGCAGGACCCAUUUUUCAAGAUAGAGAAAUCGCACAAAUUGAGUUUUCUACCGACAUUGCAGAUACGACCGAUAGUAUUGAAGAUAUGGACUUUAAUCCUGAAAAUCUUGUCGAUACUGUUUUAAGUGCUGAAUUUGAAAUUAAAUAA